AUGCCAUGGAGGCAGAAGAUGCCAUCAAUGGGGAACUCCAUGCAUCGCAGCAGGCACAGAGGACUUCACAAAUGGCUUGCAACCACUCAUCCUCUUGGUUAUGUUGAUAAGGCAUACAAACAUUUAGUGUCCUGCGUGCUUCCCAAAUCCACUGCCCACCAUGAGGGAUUGCCAAAUCCAGCCAAGGACAAACUCUCCAUCCAAGACUUCACUCGCCUCAUUUGUGAGAUGUCUCAAGGGACUGACCCUGUCACCAUCACUGCUCCUCUCAUCUUCAAUGGGGGUUCAACUCCUGUCUUUUGCGUCACUCUAACAUAUAUGUGCAAAUAUGCCCUGCAGGAUUCUACAUGGUCUUCGGAGAGGUUCUUGCAGGAAGCAUUCAUCAUUGCCACCAAUCAUCUUCAUAUCAACAAUAUCCCCUGGCAUGGUGCAGCAGGACUGUGUGGCAGACAGCAUCAGAAGCCUGUCUUUGAUUCCUGGGUCAAUCUAGGGAAGGCCAUUGACUCACAAGCUAUUGAGCAUCAUCAUACCCAGUUGAGCAAUGCUGCGGCUAAUGCAUCUCAACACGCCCAGGUCGCAGAUACCAGGGCAGCUUGGUCUGCUGAGUUGAUCACCUUGCAGUCAUUGGCCGAUUACAUCCUUCGCUCUCGUCUCCCUGACGAAUUCGCGAUUGAGAGACAAGGGAAUGUGACUAAUCCUGUCAUGCUCACGAAGGCAAUACGUGCUCUCCCAUGGAAGCCACACCGCGCGGUCGCAGAGGGUGCAAACUGCCAAGCCAAUUCAUCGCCAUGGUGCCCGCCUAUAUCAUCGCAGUGCACACCAGAUCCAUCAGCAAUCACUCUUCCAAACUUCAACAAUGAUAGCGAGGAAAAAGAGAACAGUGAAGAAACAGAGAACCUUCAAUUUCCCCUGGCAGAUCCACCAAGCCUACCAAGAGAACCCCCUCUACCACCAGCAUUAACACCAGUAAAGCCAAGGGCAACACAAGCCAUAGUACCAUCACAUAAACUCACCUCAUUGCACCCAGUACCCAUCAUUACACCACAAAUGUCGAACACUACAGGCCCACCAGCAUUAUUCCACAGCCAAAAUGAUGAAAAUGCACAGAACUUCCUGCAAGGUACAGAGAUGUACAUCCUAAUCAAUGGAAUCAAGGAUGAAGCAGUGAAAGUGGUGCUAUUCAGCACCCUUAUCUCUGUGGGAUCUCAGGCAAAUCUAUGGUGGACAAACCUUGAUGCAGCACACAAGGUCAAUUGUUCAGCCAUCAGGACAGCAUUUAUUGCCAAAUGGCUGGCAAUAGUUGUAGCAGACAAGACCAAACUGGAAUACCAGAAAGAGUUGUUAGUGAUACACAUGAAAGAGGAAGAAAUAGGGGAACACAUCACAGUUGCAGGAAUCGAGACAUGGUUGCAUGUACACUUCCACGGCACAUUGAGGAAACUGGUACAGGAUGCAGGAGUAGACAAUGCACCUAUUCUGAUUCAACCAGUUCAGGAUGCACUUCCAUGA
Suillus subaureus is the source of this 1509-nucleotide messenger RNA. RefSeq lists its product as uncharacterized. The coding region runs from base 1 to 1509 and encodes 502 amino acids. The record is from RefSeq and is a predicted model, not a curated record. NCBI's taxonomy places the organism in Eukaryota, Fungi, Basidiomycota, Agaricomycetes, Boletales, Suillaceae. The transcript is spliced from 2 exons.